This is a messenger RNA of Colletotrichum acutatum, 3566 nucleotides long. RefSeq lists its product as uncharacterized. The coding region runs from base 431 to 3277 and encodes 948 amino acids. The record is from RefSeq and is a predicted model, not a curated record. Lineage: Eukaryota; Fungi; Ascomycota; Sordariomycetes; Glomerellales; Glomerellaceae. The transcript is spliced from 11 exons.
CUCGCCUGUUCCCUGAAAGAAAAUUGCAUUCAUUUGGACAUUCAUACGUCUCUGUGUUAGUUGAGCCAAUCUACGAGGUUUUAUCGCUGGUAACGGCAGACUUUGACCCGACAUAAUGCCACUGCGGCUAAUCUGAUAUCAAGGUGUGGUCCCUGUUUCAGCUGUCAUACUCUCCCUAUAGCAGAUGUCGUGUGGCCGGCGUUGAUAGAGUGCGGACACGACUUCAAAAUCACGACCAGCCCAACCCAUCUUCUUAAUAUCGUCACCCUACCCUACCUACUAGAAUUAGACUUUGGAGAAACUUAGGCGAGGCGCGAGAAACAGAACAAGCAUUCUCCUACCACGAGGGCAAGUUUUCGGGCCACAGACUGAUUACUACGUACUCGCGAAAUCUAAAAAGCUUUAACUUACCAGAGCUCUACAUAACUCAAUGAGUCAAGAAGGUUCUAUAAGUGCGGAUCCGCUGGAGGCCAGGAUCGCCUCGAAUCGUACCGCUCAACAUAAUCGAUGUCUCCAGACGACGGAUAAUGAAAUGCUUGUCGAAUCUUCGGACAGGGCCACAUCAGGCAACACCCUCGCGACCCCGACAUGUAACCAGCUCUCACGACCUUUUUGCAGAGAUUUUAAUUGGCCUCAGCAGUUCUCUCAAAAACCAAAAACAGCCGCAAUUCCUGAAGAUAGACCAUGGGCAAACUUUCAUGAGGGCUGCAACUCGCCGAAAGAUGCCAUCAGCCUGUUCCUCACGUCUGAUGACGACGACGUAAGCUAUCAUGGUCGCGUGCGUGCCAUCCUCGAUGCCUGUCAUUACUUGGAUCUUCACGACCUUCCUAGUAUCGAAUCUCUCGACGGAGAGAAGCGGGUAGCUUGGCUGAUAGACAGUCAACUCGUUCAUGGCGUGGUGAGAACCCGAGACUGCUCGGGGUCAUUGACUGCCCGUCUACUCGCUGAGGUUUUGUCGAAGCCACGCUAUCAGAAAUGCCUUACUUCCAAUACUCGGGAACAGGGGGAUACAAGAGAGAUGACCAAGUGGGAAGAUACCCAAGCCUUUGACGCUGAACGUCGCUUGCUUUUUCUCACGAACCUGGAUUGUUGGAGUGUCCUGGCGAUUGUGAAAACUGCCACCUUAUCUCAGACUAAGCUGCUUGGAGACUUUUUCUACAAGCAUCUCAAUUCCAUAACAACGGUUGGGGUCCUAUUCGAGGCCUGGGGAUAUCCAAUAUUCUCCCUCGAAUUUCACUUCCCGUUCCGAGUCUGGCGAACAUCAGAAAGUCUUCUGAAAGAUGAACGAAUCAAGAGCUCAAAUAAUGACGCUCUGAGAUCAUCAAGAGAUGUCACAUGCUUAAUGCCUACAGGGGAUGGAGACAAAGCGAAUCAGGUUCACGGUAUCUACUCAGGCCACAUUGCUUGUUUGGUCAGCGGUCAUGAUUAUUGGCGGUGGACAGCACACUCCUGUAUCGACACAUGGUUCGACCAAGAUGAAGGCAUAAAUGAACAGGUAAUACGUUAUGCUAAUGACAUGCAAGACGGAAGGGGAUGCGAUUUUGACCCGGACCCUUGCAGCGGUGGACAUGACGCCAGCAAGCUGUACUGGCAUCCACGCAUUUGGUUUCUCCGCAUGUUUAGCUUCCGGCUUGCUCAAAUCAAAGAUGAAUGGGAAAGUGUAUGCUUUCACUUGGGGCAAAGCCUCGAGAGAGAAGAUCGGAAGUAUAAGAUGCUGCUCCGUAAUUUGAGGCAUUCACCUGGACUUGCCAACACCGAGCAGCACAGAUUUCAGGUCGAUGCCUUGGAGAAUUCGAUGCUGAAGUCUCAAGAUAUCUUGCAGGAUCUCAUAAGCGUUAUCAGAGAAACGGUGAAAGUCGGAACUUCUUUCGUUUCAACUGAAGUGAACUUCUUCCUCAACGUUGACGGGCAACCUGGAGAUGCGACAGACUGCUAUCCGUAUCUUAGCGAUAUCAGGCGGAGAUUCUAUGAGCUAGGCCAGCUCAGCGUUCGACUGGAUAGUUACCAGGCGGAAUGCAGCUCCGUGAUACAAUACUGUCAAGCGCCCAAGAAAACUCCCCCAAACUUCCGAUCAACCUUAGACGAGCGAUGUGCUGUCAGCUUUCAUGGCAUGCUGCAAGUACAGGUUGAGAUAGAGGAAAUGCGAAACCAAUUCAUACAAACGAGGCUAAACGAUGGAGAACUAGUUUCUCUUGAGCCUGAAGGUGUUGAGGAGAUUCGUGUCCUCGAAACUAGCACACUACUUAUGCAGGCUUUCUCACAAACCACCGCACUUUUUAGCGCGGAAGGAGUCAUCGCAUUCGCAAAGAACUGGCAAUCAUUCCUGAUGUCACUUCUGGUCGCUUAUGGUAUUAAUCUCUCGACCGGAACCGCACUUCUCCUCUGGAUCCGAAGAGCGCGUCGAAGAGCACAAGAUGCAUGUGCCUCGGAGCUUUCACGCAGCGUAUUGCCAGGGUUUGUUGCCCCCCUAAGACGCAAUUCGACAAGUCCUCAUGUUAAGUCACAUGUUCUGCACUGGAUUCCCAGCAUCCCUUUCUUCAGAAAGGCCGAAAGCGGCAUUUCUGGCCCACCAGGGGCUUUGCAGAACUUGGGCCAAAACAUCGAAUAUAUUCCUAUAUGCCUUCGAGUCGACGGCAAACGACUUCCGAAGUUGAAUGAUAUCAGUUCGCAAGGGUGUAAUGAUGACAAAUCCUUCUUCAGUUCACUCAGAGAGCUAUUGCUGAGAGAUCGAUGGUUCACCUGGUCUGGUUUCCUCUCGCGGAGUGGGUUGAGGGAGCCGAUUGGAAUGCACUAUGUGGAGUUCGAACUCUAUAAUGACGGUUAUGUUUCGAUAAGGUUUCGACAAAAGGUCCCUCCAAUUUCAGAAGCGACAAGGUACCGGCCGACGGAGAGCCCUUCGUUCGAGCCUGUACCGUCAAAACGUCUUAUGGACCUGUUCAAAAGCACCGCCGACAUUAAUGUUAGCGAUCGUAGUAAUCUCGAUCGGAUCAUUCAUCGCAUUGACGGGCAGCUCCCUCUACAACGAAAGGUGGGCAUAGGCUAUGGUCUGGAGAUUGAAGAAGGCCCGAACUACAACCUUCUGUGGCUCAUCAGGUGGACAUCUGUGGUUUUUUGCGUUGUGUUCGGUGUUAUUUGGGCGGCUAGAACCGGCGAUAUCGAGAGUGGCUUUGCGAUCUCAACCUGUCUAAUAGCAUUUUCGAUUGCUAGUGUUGCGUUCUUAAACUUUGCGGCGUCCAGAGGCUUUUCGGAUAACGAGGAGACGGGACAACACGUAUAAAAGGGCUGACUAACUUAUCUCAUGAACGGCACACGUAGCGUCAAUACAUUUGCACGGAUUUUGGUAGAGGGUGAUAAGGAGUAAUCUGUGAACCUGAAGGUAUUUCAGUUGUAUCCCUCUAGGAAUAAUGCCGAAAUAGCCAGAAUUGGAGAAAGACUGGAGAGGGGUGUAGUAACUCUAUCUGGCAGCUGGUGGGAUAGAGCCCGACGGCCAUUCCAUCGAACUUCAUGUCGCCGAACAAAGUGUGUAAGAUAGCCAGAGGAUGAAUCAAUGCUUUCAUGUUAGCGAG